AGGCAUUAGUGGAUUGAGUACCCUUGGAGAGUCAGUGCAAGGGCGCCGCAAUGACUGCCCGGCAUUGGUGAACGGAGGCGUCAACGCAGCAUUGCCCUCUGCUAGCCCCUUGGCUACCAAAAAAACACGACAACUUCUCUACUACUUGCCGCCUAACGCCCCCUGAAAGCAAUACCCGUGAACGCCAACUCGAUUCAACACUUUGCUCUAUGACCUAAUGCUGAGAUCUAGCGCGCGUGGUAGCCCUCUGACAAUCCUUGAUAGCUUCCCGUCAGCGUCAAUCUGGGCGAGGAUGUCAUGGCAACAACUGCUGUUGAGAGAAACGAGACUCACCAUAUAACCUGGCCGAUCGCCAUCCUUGCUCGCGAUCGCAUGAUACGCUAGGGGCCUUCAGAAUGUCCUCACAAGGCCAAGGAACCACUCAUCACCGCGGACGCCGACCUCGCGCUACAGAAACCAACAUUUCCGAGCGCUCAUCUGAGCAAUCGCGUGGUUCACGCCCUUGGAGGCGCAGAAGCUCUCCUGUCGGUUCUGACAGUGAUACCGCUGCCGAUCCGCAGGACGACGAAGCUGGUCCUAAUGCCCAUGUCUGGCGCGUGUAUCUGGAUGAGAGCGUCAGACUCGACGAAGACAUGCUUCAGGGUUAUCGGGAAUCGUUGGACGUGCACAUCAUCUUCGCUGCCUUAUUCUCGGCCGUCGUGACUGCUUUUGUCGUUCAGGCGACGCAGUCAUUACAGCCGAAUUAUGGGCGCAUUACCUCAACUCUUCUGCUUGAGCUCAUUGCGCUUCAGCGAGCGCGCUCUCCGAAUGACGUUCCCCCGGCAGAGAUAAGCCUAGACAACGCGAUCAGGAGUCGUAAGGAUAUUGCUGUCAACGCGCUCUUCUAUGCGAGCCUCGCGCUGUCUCUAUCCACGACUCUCGUCGCCGUCUUACUCAAGCAAUGGCUCAUGGAAUACAGUAAAGCGCCGCCGGGAAGUCCACGUGACCGUGCUCUCAUUCGCCAACUUCGUUAUAACGCUCUCAAUGCGUGGAGAGUACCUGACAUCGUGGAUAUCAUCCCUGCUCUACUUCAUGCUUCGCUUGGUCUUUUUCUCGUCGGCCUCGUCCUUUUCGUCUGUGGCCAGUCAGAACUCGUCUUCUACAUUGUGCUUCUGCUUACCUCCUUGACGUCUGCGUUCUACAUGUUCACGAGCAUCAUCUCUCUCGGCAUCUGGACAUGCCCAUACCGAACCUCCGCUAUCACGGCCAUUCGCAAGCUGCUCGGCAGUUCGUACCGACAACUGGAGACUGAAGCGAUCUGCCUUAAUCGAGCGCAGGGCAUGUCUGUGUCCCUAAUGCAUGACAGCCUUGUAUGGCUAUGGCAACACACCUUGAACACGGACGUUCAGUCCCUCGUGCUCAACACAUACUCUGGCAUCCCUGUCAUUGAUGACGCCUUCAAAGACGACGAGCUUCAUAAGACAAUGGCCUACGACCGUUACUCAGAACUGAGCGCCGCAGUCGGGCUUAAUGAAGCGCCCGUCCCUGAGGACCUCGACUGGGUCCAGGUCAAGCGUCUGGUGCACGCAGUAGACGUCCUUAGUCAUCAGUCGGCAUGGGAGGAUAACGGUCGCAUCUUAUCGCAUCUCAUUCGGCUGCGUGUUCGCCAGAGAAUGACGAUGCCAGUCUGGCUCAUCAGAGCUGCGACAAACGCGUUGCGUACCAACAUCCACCAAGUUCAGGACAAAAAUCUUGCGAGAUCCGCAUUCGUAUUCAGAGCAUCUGCUCAGUGGAACGUUGUCUUCAGAACGCUAAGGCUUCUCUGUCUCCUCUCGGACAAGCGCACAUAUGCUGCCAUGUCAGCGAGCGAUCUUGAUUCCUUCCUGCAGGACAACCCCAGUCUUCCCACCGUGACGCUUCCCUCAUGCUCGAUGGACGAUAGGCUCUCCAAACAGCUAGCCCUCUUAAGUUCCAUACUCUCCUUAUGCGACGAGACCUUUCACCAGAUCAGCUGCUCCCUGGCCGCCAUUGGGAUCCAGACCACCGACUUCUCGCGAACGCAGAAGGCGAGGACGGUGCUGUUGACGAUCUACAAUCAUGGGCUGUUUACCGUCAUAAACAACAUCCUCCCCGUGCUGAGCCUCGUGGACAAAUUCUCUCUCCACUUCCACAUACACGAGGUCGUGCACUCCUUUACGAAACUCUCACUGGACCUGGACGCUAACGGGACAGAUGUCCUCGAUCCCUUCCGCGAUAGAACGACCAUGACUUGCCUGAUCAAAUUAUGCAAUGAGCUGUGUGGCAUCGGCGGUCAUGAUCUCAAGGAACAGCAUAAAUCGUUCCUGAAGGAGCUGCGAAGACUUCGCCACCGCCUACCAGAGACCGCAUAUAGGCAGGCCUUCUCGGACUCCGCCCUUGCUGUCCAGGCAGGAAAUGCGUCGCGGAUUGGGGCGUCCAUAUGCGUGCAUCAAAUAUCGCAGUACAGAGCGUUACGGCGAUUUCAACUCGACGUAAUUCAAGGAGACGAUGACCCGAAACACACUUUGUACUGCUACGUGACGGUUCACUGGCUCGCUGCAAGAAAUAUCGCGCCUCUCAAAGUUGGCGGAGACCUUAUAUUCGGUCCAUACGCCAUUCCUUUCUCAUCCUUGGACGAUACGUAUCCCCGCGGGCGGGUGCAUGGCUCCCCCAGACAAUCAAUUCGUACAGGAGAUUGGCAAGCAGCUUGGAGGAUCGAAUCGCCGGAGCGAAAGUCAGAAAGCUCGCCAAACCAUGCUUCGGGACAAGGAGCCAGAGUCAACUGUCCGUCUGCACGAUAUGUACCGACACGGCGUCUUAUGAAUACGGUGACCGAUGAGGAGCUCGAGAUGGCAGAGAGAGGCCAAGCUGCACGGAGAGAAGUCACCCAUGCGGUCGGUAACUUGCGUUUCGUCUACAUGUAGUAAAGUCCGUAGUGCACUACACCAUAUUCACACUGUUUGCCUCCUGGAAUAGUAUUCGAAUCGCAGCAGUCGUAAUAUUCGUCUAGUUUAGUCGACACAUCUCGUAGCUACGCCAAGC
Schizophyllum commune H4-8 is the source of this 3039-nucleotide messenger RNA. RefSeq lists its product as uncharacterized. NCBI's taxonomy places the organism in Eukaryota, Fungi, Basidiomycota, Agaricomycetes, Agaricales, Schizophyllaceae. Bases 396 to 2921 code for a protein of 841 amino acids. The record is from RefSeq and is a predicted model, not a curated record. The transcript has 7 exons.